CUCAUCGACUGUUAAACGAAGAAACAAUCUAGGUAAACCUACAUAGCUAGCACUGUAUGCUAUUUUUUGAGUAAUUAUUUUAUUAUUUUGCAAAGAAAGAAAAAAAUCUUUUCAGAUGGUGACUUUUUGAUCUGACGAGAAAGCAUAAUGGAAUUCCUAUAAAUAUUACAAGCCAAGUUCAAAGCGGCUCAUCUAGUAACAUGAAAGAUUAAUGAUUCAUGAAAAAGAAAAGGUUUAUGCUAGUUCUUCCUCUGUCCACCUUGUCAGAUGGACUACCUAUUUUCACGGCAUUAAGUGUUCUCUCUGCUACACGGACGAAUACCUCCAACAUGGGAUUACAAGGGAUCUUUAUGAAUAUUCUUUCUUAGGUUUACGCAAAUUGAAUCUUGGCAAAUUUGACAGUACUUGAAAUCUCAAAUAACUACCAUGUCUUCGAAACCGGGUAUGCUACUUUUUACAUGACAACAACAUAUUUAAGCAGAAAUGCUAUGCUAUGUUAUGCCAUACAAUAUUAUACUAUACCAUGGUGCUUCAUUCAAGAAGAGCUCGACAUUGCACCACUAGACAGACUCUUAUUCUCGAAACUAAAAGGCUGCCAGUCUGGUCUCUGCAAAAUUCGCAUCAGGCAGACAAUGAAAAUUCCAAUCACUUUGUGUGCGUGCUGUCGAAAUGACUAGUUAAGAUGAGAUCUACAGAAACCGAUUGCCUAUAUGAUUAAAACUAUCAUGCUGAGCUACUAGAGGUUGCAAUUACCAUUCCAUUUCGUAUUCAAAAACGAUACUUCAAAAAUUUUAAUUCUCUCAAGCAGUAGGACCUCGAUGUUUAGUUCAUGCCCUUCAGUUCAUUUAGUACACUGAAAACUUUCAGUGCUGAUAACAUUUCCUGUUGACACCUUUAUUUAUAGGUUCAUGUUUUUAAAAUCAAUUGCUUAAUUUUCUUUUUCCUGCCAAAGCUAUUCCUGUUCCGGAGCCUGUAUUAAAUUUGAAUGUUUAUGUUCAUGACGUUUCAUCCUCUCACACCUACUGCCACGAUUUCUCACUACCAGCUAGUACUCAAUUUUUAAGCGUCAACGAUGAAUUUUUUCCAUCCUCAAUUUUUUUCUUUAUCUCUUUUUUCACCUAGCUCAAUUUUAUGUGAAUCUGCUCCUGCUUCUGCAGCUGUCCGAGUGACGAAUCGCUUCAAACUAAAUUAUCGUCAAAUCUUUACUGGAAGUUCUCUUGGUUUAGCCGCUGGUUUUGCACUUGGUAAAUUCGGUCAGCUCUUCAUUGUAGCUUGUUCGAGCGUUCUUGCUACUAUAGCUUACAUCAAUACAAAAGGCCUCAUCCGAAUUAACUGGUCUCAAAUCCAAAAAAGAUUUAUCGGCCAAACAGAACACUAUGGAGACCUUAGUACUCAAGUUUCAGACCAUUUACCAGCUCAGUCGACGUUCACGACUAUUCGAAACUGGGCUUUAACAAAUCCUUGCUUUAAAUUCAGUUUUCUUUCAGCUUUCUACGUUGGUCUAUCAUCAGCUUGAUCUAUUUCUCAUGACCUGGAAAUUUACGUCCUAUCCUUUUUAUGGUUUAUGUUGUGAAAAUGAAUCACCUUCAUUAAUUAUGAACUUUUUUUUUCAUUCAUUAUUCAUACCCAUUAAAUUAUUGACAAAGACAUUCUAAAAGCAGAUGAAGAAUAAGAUGGCCACUCGUUUACCAAGUAAUGCAACAUUUUACAUGGUUUUUGCAGACACAAAACAAAAUCGUUAUGCAAACAACGAUCGGGCCAUUUUACUUUCUAACGAACAAUGAUAUUUACUUGAUUUGAUGAUUCAUAAUAUAAAUCGAAAGAUUAUUAUGAUUCGUGUCAUUUUCGUACUACA
Messenger RNA from Schizosaccharomyces cryophilus OY26, 1855 nucleotides. Its product is annotated as mitocondrial FUN14 family protein. The transcript is spliced from 2 exons. NCBI's taxonomy places the organism in Eukaryota, Fungi, Ascomycota, Schizosaccharomycetes, Schizosaccharomycetales, Schizosaccharomycetaceae. The record is from RefSeq and is a predicted model, not a curated record. Gene Ontology annotation, cellular component: mitochondrial outer membrane. Gene Ontology annotation, biological process: autophagy of mitochondrion. Bases 1073 to 1516 code for a protein of 147 amino acids.